Messenger RNA from Hibiscus syriacus, 580 nucleotides. RefSeq names its product dynein light chain LC6, flagellar outer arm-like. Gene Ontology annotation, molecular function: dynein light intermediate chain binding; dynein intermediate chain binding. The record is from RefSeq and is a predicted model, not a curated record. Gene Ontology annotation, biological process: microtubule-based process. The transcript has 2 exons. Lineage: Eukaryota; Viridiplantae; Streptophyta; Magnoliopsida; Malvales; Malvaceae. Bases 33 to 338 code for a protein of 101 amino acids. Gene Ontology annotation, cellular component: dynein complex.
GGAGAAGAUCCUUAAGCGGUUCACAAGUAGAGAUGGUUGGUAUUCUUGCAAAUUGUGGUGUCAAAAUCGUUUCAGUUGAUAUGCCACCGUUUAUGCAAAUCCAUGCGGUUGAUUGUGCAAGGAAGACUCAUGAUAGCCUUGAAAAGUUCACUUCUAAAGCCCUUGCACUCACUCUCAAAAAGGAGUUUGAUGGUGUGUAUGGACCAGCAUGGCAUUGUAUUGUGGGAACGAGCUUCGGGUCUUUUGUAACACAUUCAGUUGGUGGGUUUCUCUAUUUCUCAAUGGAUCAAAAGCUAUAUGUUCUCUUGUUUAAGACAAGUGUACAAAGAGCUGAUUGAAGUUUGGUGACAAACCUAGAACAAUUUCGAAGCUAAAAUAGCAUAGCUAGUAUAUCAAAACUUUUGGAACCAUAAAGCGUCGAUUGUUUUUCCCAUUUGUAGCUUGUACAUUGCUUUUCAUAAGAACAAAGAAAAAAAGAGAGGAUAUUUUAAGUCCUUGUUCAAGUGGUCUUAACCUGUAUGAACAUUCUUAAUGUAGUAACCUUGUAUGCGGUUUAUAAAAUACAGAAUCCAUUAGCACC